This is a messenger RNA of Melanotaenia boesemani (Boeseman's rainbowfish), 2055 nucleotides long. It is a transcript of the gene aspa, whose product is annotated as aspartoacylase. The record is from RefSeq and is a predicted model, not a curated record. Gene Ontology annotation, molecular function: hydrolase activity, acting on ester bonds; hydrolase activity, acting on carbon-nitrogen (but not peptide) bonds, in linear amides. The transcript is spliced from 6 exons. Bases 200 to 1141 code for a protein of 313 amino acids. NCBI's taxonomy places the organism in Eukaryota, Metazoa, Chordata, Actinopteri, Atheriniformes, Melanotaeniidae.
ACCUGUAACGUGAUCUGUACGUGCCCGUUUUACGUACGUUGACCGGUCAAAACAAGCCAGCGGUCACGUUACGUAAAGGCACCGUUUCAGCAGGCAUUUAAACCACAAAGCUGCCGAGCUCCGUCGGGAAACUUUUCCUCUGCCCCUACAGCAGCGUGUGUGCAUCCACACUGCGCGGCACAGCUCGCACCGUAAAGACAUGUCCUCCAACAACAACACCGCGCGCUUUAGCGAAGCGAGAAGGGUCGCUAUCUUCGGAGGGACGCACGGGAACGAGAUGUCAGGUGUGACACUUGUCAAUCUCUGGGUGAAGAACAGCGCCGAGAUACAGAGGAAAGGAGUCGAGACCAAACCGUUCGUCGCCAACCCAAAGGCUGUGGAGAAGUGCAGCAGAUAUGUGGACACGGAUCUGAACCGAGCUUUCACCCCGGAAAACCUCAGUGCCUCAGGAGGUGAUGAGCUGCCCUACGAGGUGCGGAGAGCCCAGGAGAUCAACAGGAUAUUUGGGCCUAAAGGAAGCCCAGAGGCCUACGAUGUCAUCUUUGACCUCCACAACACCACAUCCAACAUGGGCUGCACUCUGAUUUUAGAAAGCUCCAAGGAUCACUUCAAUCUGCAGAUGAUGAAUUACAUAAAGAAAGCCAUCGCCCCCGCUAGUUGUCUCGUUCUGCUAAACGAACACCCUCUCCUGAAAUAUUCCACUUCACGCUCUGUAGCCAAGCACCCUGUUGGUCUGGAAGUGGGUCCCCAGCCUCAAGGUGUUUUGAGGAGUAAUAUCUUUGAAGCCAUGAGAGUAAUACUGAAACAUGCCCUGGAUUUCAUCGAACUCUUUAACGAAGGCAUGGAAUUCCCUCCCUGCACAGUGGAAGUCUUUCGGGUCUCCGAGAGGAUCGACUAUCCCAGAGAUGCCAACGGAAACAUCAUCGCUAUGGUUCACCCCAACCUGCAGGACUGUGACUGGGAGCCGCUGAACCCCGGCGACCCAAUGUUCCAAACGUUUGACGGAAAGACCAUCCACUACCAAGGCUCCGGGACUGUCUACCCCACUUUUAUUAAUGAGGCAGCAUAUUAUGAGAAACAACAGGCAUUUGUGACCACCAGACGAGAAACCUUGGCUGCAAGUGCCAUCAGAAAAGCAUGAAAAGUGCUGCGUAAGGCUAACAGAAGUUUUGAUUGUGUUAGCCACAGCAGAAAUCUACGUGUAGAUUUUGCACUUUGCUUUGCUAGCAAAUGACAAACUCUGAGCAUAACAACUAGAUACCAUCUUUUACACUCUGUUUUAGUUUUUUUUUUUUUUUUAUGCGUUUACUAUCAGAAAAAUUAACUAUGCAAAGAAUAUUUGUGGAAGCUUUGCAAAGAGUCACUGUGACCGUCUUUGAUCUGAAGACUGUAUUGUUGUGUUAAGUAUUUAUACUUUUUUUUAUGUAUUUACAUUAAAUCAGCUGAUCUUUUAUAAUAUUAAAUACCAGGCCUAGUCAUUAAUAGCUUGUAAACCAUUCUCAACACUUUUAUUUAGUCUCUUACUACUGCUCAGGAAGGCCCUAGAGGAUUAUAACCUGCAACUUUUGACCCAAAACUGUUGUCGUCUCCUUCUGGAAAUAUAUUUGUGACAUCUUAUGGGGUGUGUUGUGUGGCCUUUGAUACUACCUACCUGUAACUCCAGUGGUUGCAUCUGUGGUGCUGUCCUAUCGUUGCCUUAAUUAAGGGUUUCUCAACUUGCACAAGAAAUUUGGAAAUUACAUGUUUAAUAAUAAGACAUUAUUUUGAUAAGAAAUAUUUCGUGUUCUUCUCCUCUACACAAAUUAGUGACAUUGUGAGACCUUUUGUAGUCUUAUAUAUGUGUCUAUUUUGAUAUACUUGUACUGUAUGUUUGAUUUCACGUGUUAUAUAAGACUUGUUAUAUAAUGAAAAACUGAUGUACUUUCUAAUGUUUUUACGUUUCGUGUGUCAAUAUGUGUCUUAAUGUGAGUCAUUUUUCAAUCAGUGAGCACCAUUUAUAUGAAUAGUUAAGUACUGUGGAAAUCAUCCAUUCAAUAAAUGUAGUACUGCUCUGUA